AUGCCGUUGUCGCGCGUCAGCAAUUCACGAAGACCUACUAGCCGCGCCGCCUCUCGUGCGAGUCCCGCCGCCUUCAAGGCGGCGCUACGGCUGCGAUCUUCGCGAUCGUCGCGAUGGUCGUCUUCGUCGUCGCAGGGCCGCCAUCACAAUGCUCUGUCGCUUCUCGUGCCGCUGCUGCUGGCGGCGCUGCUCGUGCCGCGAGCGGCGGACGCGGCGUGCUCGCGCGUGCGGCAGGUGGUGGUGGUCGGCGCGGGCAUGUCGGGCGUUUCGGCUGCUUACCGCAUCGUCACUCACAGCGGCGGCGAAUGCUUCAAUGUACGUACGGCAGGUCUUCUCAUCUCCCUUAAUUUUCCCUUGCCCCUCCUUCCCUCCCCCCUCUUUCCCUCUUUCGCCCUUUUUUUCCUCCGCCCCCCUCCCCUCCCCUCAGGUGACUGUGGCGGAGGGGCGCGGCGGCAGGGUGACGGUGGUGGAGGCGCGCGGCAGGUGACGGUGGUGGAGGCGCGCGGAAGGGUGACGGUGGUGGAGGCGCGCGGAAGGGUGGGCGGGCGCAUGUGGAGCCGAACGGAGGCCGCCCCUGCCGGCUCGCCCACGACGUUCCUGCGAGGCGAGAUGGGCGCACAGUGGAUCGAGGGCGCCACAGGUAACCCGGUAACCACUCUGGCUCGGAAAUUCAAGCUCAACAUUGCGCAGCAGAACGGGCGGGAAAUCCAAUUCACAGCCAAGGGGAGGAGGUACGGGGACGCGGAGUGGGCGGCAGCGGAGGCGGAGUAUCAGACGUUAGUACGGCAAGCCUUGGCCUGGGCGGGCAAGCAGAACAAGGAUGUGAGCCUGCAGCAGGCGUUCACUAGCGGGCCUUGGAAGCGAAAGAUGUUCUACAAGCCCUAUGCUCAGUCUCGCCUGGCGGUGGACUAUGAGUUCAACUUCGGCACGGCCAUCUCGCACGUCUCUCAUACCCCCAUCUGGGCAUUCCCGUCUCGCAGUGGACUACGAUCUCGCCUGGCAGUGGACUACGAGUUCAACUUCGGCACGGCCCUCUCGCACCUGUCAGCAUGGUACUACGACUCCGAUGCCUUCGACCCGCCCACCAUGGUGGUUACCAACGGCUACGACAACAUCCCCAAGAUGCUCAUGCAGGAAGCGCAAGGAAAAGGAGCAAAGCUGCUCCUCAACUUUGAAGUCACGGCCAUCUCGCAGUCCUCCACAGGCGUGCAGAUCACGGGAAAGAACACCGCCAGUGGCGCCACCGGCACGCUGGACGCCGACGUGGUGAUCGUCACCAUCCCUCUCGGGGUGCUCAAGGCCAACACCAUCGCCUUCUCUCCGUCGCUCCCCCCCCGUAAAACCGGCGCCAUAGCCCGCCUGGGAGUGGGCGCAAUCGCCAAGAUCUUCUUCUUCUUCAACCAGACCUUCUGGCCGGUCAACGUGGACGAAUAUUUCAUCGAGGAUGCGCAGCUGCCCGCAAAUCGCGGGCGGUGGGUGGAUUGGGUGAACCUGAAGCGCGCGUGGGGGCAGACGGCUUUGGAGGGAGUGGCUCUGGGGGAGUAUGCGGUGAGAAUGGCUACGAUGAGCGAUGAGGAGGUGAUUAAAGACGCCAAGGCGAAGAUGGCGCGCAUGUUCCCGCAGUACCGCAAGAAGCCGCUUGAGCCACUGGCCACUUGGAUCCAGCGCUGGACCGCCGAACCGUAUUCGCGGGGGGCGUACAGCUAUGCGCGCGUGGGCGUGCGGGGGAACGAGGAUCACUGCACGGACUAUGAUGUGAUGGCGCUGCCCGAGGGGAGGGUGCUGUUUGCGGGGGAGCACACCAUCUGGCAGUACCAGGCCACCGUGCACGGCGCCCUGCUCUCCGGCGUCCGCGAGGCCAAGCGCGUGCUCAGGAACUUCUGA
Messenger RNA from Closterium sp. NIES-65, 1884 nucleotides. The record is from the annotation of a GenBank genome assembly. Lineage: Eukaryota; Viridiplantae; Streptophyta; Zygnematophyceae; Desmidiales; Closteriaceae.